AUUUUUUUUCGUUAAUAUCCUAGGGAAAAAUGUGUGUAAUCGAUGACGUAUUACAUCAUAGGAUAGUUAAAAUUUUGCCGCGAUUUUAACUUCGUGCGCACAGAAGAGAAGUAUUAGCGUCGUUAGAAUCGGAUUGAGUAAUUCGCAAGAAAUUUCAUAGAAAAAUUUCAAAGACUUUAUUUAAUCGAAUAUAAAAAAUGUCGAAAGUGAAUACAUUGUAUAAUUAUUUUACAUCGCCAAAGACUGUUAAACAAAGAGAUAGUAAAGUUAUGAAUAAUGUAAAGCCAGAAACUCCAAAGAGUGGGCAAAAGAAGAAAGGACAGAGAAAAACAGAAGAAAAGGAAAAUCAUCAAACUGAUAUACGCAAAAGAGUUUGGAAAGAUGAUGAAUCUAAUGGAAAUGAAGAAAGUAUGCCAGUACAAUCUAAACGACGUCGAAUCAUUAUAGCUGAAGAUAGCGAAGAUUCUGGGGAUAGCUUUAAACCUGAUUCAGCAGAUGAAGAUAGCGAAUCUGAAUCAUUUUCUGAAAAUGUUCCAGAAAGUGAAAUAGAAACACAAGAUGAAGAAAGUCCUGAAAAGAAACCAAAGAAAUCUGUAAUUGCGAAACGUUCACGUAAAGGAAAAGUAGUUCAGAAACCGUCAGGAAAGAAGGAAAUAAAAUCAGUUUCACCACCUCAAUUAAUGGAACAAUCAACAAGCGCAUCUGUUACUACAGUAGAUUCAUGGCCUCAUUUAAAAUACGACUUUCUUCAACCUAAUAAAAGGAGAGAUAUUAAUAGAAAACCGCCAGCUGAUCCAAAUUAUGAUUCUAAGACUGUUUAUGUACCUUUGGAUUUCCUUAACAAUCAAACACCUGCCAUGAGACAGUGGUGGGAAAUCAAGAGCAAACACUUUGAUUGUGUUCUCUUUUUCAAAGUUGGAAAGUUUUAUGAAUUAUAUCACAUGGAUGCAGUUACUGGAGUUAACGAGCUUAAUCUCACAUAUAUGCGUGGCGAAUUUGCACAUUCUGGUUUUCCAGAAAUUGGAUAUGGACGCUUUUCAACGAGUCUCAUCGAAAGAGGAUAUAAAAUCGCACGUAUUGAACAAACUGAAACGCCAGAUAUGAUGACACAACGUUGCAGUAAAAUGUCCAAAGUAACAAAAUUCGACAAGGUUGUAAAACGAGAAAUUUGUCAAAUAAGUACAAAGGGUACUAGAGUUUAUUCUCCUCUGGAUGUUGAAGCAUCUACACCUAAUUCUAAUUAUUUGCUCUCUCUGGUUCAAAAAUGUAAAUCAAGAGCAAACAGCAUGUUUGGAGUAUGCUUUAUAGAUACUUCAAUAGGUGACUUUUAUCUUGGGCAAUUCGAGGAUGAUUGUUAUAAUUCGAGAUUAUUGACCUUAUUUGCACAUUAUCCACCAGUCCAUAUUGUUUAUGAACGUGGAAAUUUAUCGCCAGCUAUGUUGCAACUUUUAAAUAAUUCAUUGGCAACCUGCUACAAAGAAUCUUUACAACGUGAAGCGCAAUUUUGGAACGCAGCGAAUACGUUGAAACAUCUUCACGAAGGAGAAUAUUUUAAAAAGGAGAAAGAUUCUAAUUUUUCUUGGCCUGAAGGUUUGCAACCUUAUUUAAGCGAAGGAGACAGUCUAGGUUUAACACCUGCUGAAGAUAAAGAAUUAGCAGUACAUGCUCUUGGAGGAUGUAUAUAUUUACUUAAAGAGUACUUGCUUGAUCAACAAUUAUUGGCGCAGUCUCAAUUUAAAACAUACGUACCAGCUGAUUUUUUAAGCGAAAAUGCACGUACAGAAACGAAACUUAUGAACAAUAUGGUGUUGGAUGCUAUCACGAUCAACAAUUUACGAAUUUUUGGAGAAGGUUCCCUUAUGAAAACAUUGGAUCAUUGUUGUACAGCAUUUGGUAAAAGAUUACUACGAGAAUGGGUGUGCAGACCAUCUUGUCGUAAAAACGUUAUAAAAGAGCGUCAAAAGGCUAUACAAGAGUUAAUGGAUAGAACGGAUGUAGUACAGUCUGUUCGAUCUAUGUUGUCAGGCCUUCCUGACUUAGAAAGAUUAUUGAGCAAAAUACAUGCUCUAGGAAAUGCAGCGAGAUUGUGGAAUCAUCCUGAUGGGAGAGCAAUUAUGUUUGAAGGUCAAAUAUACUCAAAAAGAAAAAUCGUGGACUUUACCACAACUUUGGAUGGAUUUGAAAAAGUAUUGGAGAUUAUUGAUUUGUUUUCUAACUUCAAUACUAAUUUGAUAAAUCAAUGUACCAAAUUUGAACCAGACGGAGAAUUUCCCAAUUUAAGAGAAACACUCGAUUAUUUUAAAACAGCAUUCGAUCACGAGGAAGCAAAGAAGCAGGGAUGUAUUGUUCCUAAAAAGGGAGUGGACGAGGAAUAUGAUUCGGUAUUAUCUCAAUUGGAAGAAAUUAAACAUGAUUUAGAUGCUUAUUUAGAAAAACAAAGAAAACAUUUUGGUGUUAAAGUAACAUUUUUUGGACAAGACAGAAAAAGAUUUCAGCUUGAAAUACCUGAUUCGCAAGUAAAAAAAGUAGGACCAGGAUUUGAACUUCAGUCACAACGUAAAGGCUUCAAGCGCUAUUAUACCGCAGAAGCAAAAGAAUUUUUGGCAAGACAAAUAAAUGCUGAAGAAAGUAGGGACAAAGUUUUGAAGGAUCUAAACAGACGAAUAUUCGCAAAAUUUAGCGAGAAAUAUGAUAUGUGGCAUAUGGCUGUUUAUAAAAUAGCUAUUUUAGAUGUCCUCAUAUCCCUUACUGAAUAUGCUCACAGUGGAGAUAUGUGCAUUUCAGAAAUUCAUGACGCGAACGAAGAGGGAGUUUUUAUCGACAUCAAAGACGGAAAGCAUCCAUGUAUAUUAUCCGAGAACUUUAUUCCCAAUGAUACUUUAAUUGCGAAAGACCAAUCUUCUUCAGUAAUUAUCUUAACUGGUCCAAACAUGGGGGGAAAAUCAACUCUAAUGCGUCAAAUAGGCUUGUUAACGAUUAUGGCACAAAUAGGUUGUCACGUACCAGCAAGUUCAUGUCAUUUAACAUUAGUUGAUCGUAUCUUUACAAGAUUAGGGGCAAACGAUGAUAUUCUAGCUGGUCAGAGUACAUUCCUAGUAGAAUUAUCAGAAACUGCUGCGAUAUUAAAACAUGCUACACCUUAUUCUUUAGUUUUGCUAGAUGAAUUGGGUCGUGGGACUUCGACGUACGAUGGUACAGCUAUAGCUGCGUCAGUUGUUAAUGAAUUGACGAAGUUGAAGUGUCGUACGUUAUUUUCAACACAUUACCACUCGCUGGUAGAAGAUUAUAAAAAUAAUCCAGAUGUGACAUUAGUUCAUAUGGCAUGCAUGGUAGAAACUGAAGAAGAGGAAGAAGUGUCUCAAGAAACUGUUACAUUUUUAUAUAAACUCAGCGAAGGUGCCUGUCCUAAGUCAUAUGGAUUUAAUGCAGCAAGGUUGGCUGGUAUUCCAUCUGCAAUUACAAACAGAUCACGUGAAAUAGCUAAACGAAUGGAACAAGAAACUAAUUACAAACACCUCUUCGCUACUCUCUGUAAAGCUGACGAGUCCGAAAUCAAAACUCUUAUUGCUGAUAUUUGAAGGAGCGAAGAGUGAUUUAUUGAAUAGAUAAAACAAAAACAAAAAAUAUAUUACGUAUUUGUAUGAUGUAUAAUCGGCGCGCAGAACUUACGGUAUAUAGUAAAUUUUAUUACAUUUAUUCGUUACCGAUAUUGUUAAGUAACGCGAUAUAUAAAACGGUUGAAAUUUAUUUGGAAUUAUUUUCUCAUGUAUAUGUUAAUAUCUUUCUUUUCUUUUUUUUUAAUUUUCAUACCUCAUACUUUUUAUAUA
Molecule: messenger RNA, 3827 nt
Organism: Vespa mandarinia (Asian giant hornet)
Lineage: Eukaryota; Metazoa; Arthropoda; Insecta; Hymenoptera; Vespidae
Gene: Msh6
Product: DNA mismatch repair protein Msh6
Biological process (GO): mismatch repair
Cellular component (GO): nucleus; MutSalpha complex
Molecular function (GO): mismatched DNA binding; ATP binding; ATP-dependent DNA damage sensor activity
Source: RefSeq, a predicted model, not a curated record